AUGGCGGUCACUUCGUGGGGAAUUCUCUCCAUAGGGGAGCCGAAGCGAUCUGGGAUCUGCCUUGAGAACGCUGCACUCGCAGUAUCGGAUGUGAGGGCAGUAUACCGACGGGUCGCGCAAGCGGCCAAGAAGGAAAAUGUUACUGGAAUGGAGUCGUCCACCGAGCCACGUGUUGCCGCUGCGGCGGUCGCACAUCCAAGUCCUGAGGGUCGCGCAAGCGACCAAGAGGCGUUCCUCAAGCCUCGUAGUUACGUCGAUGAUCGCGCUCCACGUCAAUGGGCCGCCCAAUCGGCAGACUGA
Molecule: messenger RNA, 300 nt
Organism: Peronospora matthiolae
Lineage: Eukaryota; Oomycota; Peronosporomycetes; Peronosporales; Peronosporaceae
Source: the annotation of a GenBank genome assembly